AUGGAUUACAACGUGUUUUAUGAAUCGAGAGGUAAAUCUCUUCUAUCAUGCAAAAUUAAUAAUGUGGACUGUAUUGUCAAAAGAGUGAAGCAACAUGAAGGAGUAAAAUCAAUUUUGAGUUUAUAUUUACCUAGUGAUAAUCCAGAUUAUUGCUUCACACUGAAAGGAACAUGUUUGGGAACAAUGUUAAGAAAUGGGCAAGUUGACCAAGUUGACAUUUUUCAAUUUGUGAAAGAUUUACUUGGCACACUUGUAUUAUUGGAAAGAGGAAAUAUUACACACAAUGAUAUCAAACCAGAUAAUAUUGUCCUAUAUGAUGGACAUUGGUUUCUUAUAGAUUAUGAACUGUCAAAGUCAUUCAAACUGAAACGUGGAAAAUACUUCGAUUGCAACAAUGGUAAAUUGAGAUGUGAAAGAUUUUCUAGAGGAUAUAGACCUCCAUAUUCAAGUUGUGAAAAUAUUCUAUUGGAUGCAAGUGAAAGUUAUUCCACAGAUGGAAAACAAAUUUCCUAUAAAUGGGAAAUUGUAUCUUCCAACAUGAUGACACUUCCAAACAAUAAUUCAAGCAAACUGUCAAUCACCUAUGACAGUAUAAAUGCUGGAAGUCAUACUUUCAAAUUGACAACUAGAAGCCAAAUUUUGAAAACAUCCUCAUCUAAGCAAGUCACAUUCCAAAAGUUGAAUUAUGCAACACCUGUCAUUUCUAUUGAAGGAAGUGACAGCCUUUCACUUUCAACAAGAAAGAAUUAA
Molecule: messenger RNA, 750 nt
Organism: Naegleria gruberi
Lineage: Eukaryota; Heterolobosea; Eutetramitea; Acrasida; Naegleriidae
Exons: 1
Coding region: 1-750 (249 amino acids)
Biological process (GO): protein phosphorylation
Molecular function (GO): protein kinase activity
Source: RefSeq, a predicted model, not a curated record